Molecule: messenger RNA, 810 nt
Organism: Rosa rugosa (rugosa rose)
Lineage: Eukaryota; Viridiplantae; Streptophyta; Magnoliopsida; Rosales; Rosaceae
Product: ras-related protein RABB1b-like
Exons: 1
Coding region: 49-663 (204 amino acids)
Biological process (GO): regulation of endocytosis
Cellular component (GO): endosome
Molecular function (GO): GTP binding; GTPase activity
Source: RefSeq, a predicted model, not a curated record
GCAAAAACUCAGAAGACAGGAGAACGGAGGAGAGACAAUUCAUUAAACAUGUUGUACGACUACUGUUUAAAGUACAUCAUCAUCGGCGACACAGGUGUAGGGAAAUCAUGCAUGCUCCUGCAAUUCACAAACAAGAAUUUCCAGCUUGCGCAUGAUUGCACCGUUGGUGUCGAGUUCGGCUCUCGCAUGGUCACUGUGGAAGGUCGUUUAAUUAAGAUUCAGAUAUGGGACACCGCCGGCCAAGAGUCUUUUAGAUCCAUCACUAGAACUUACUACAGAGGAGCAGCUGGAGCACUGCUGGUUUACGACGUAACCAGGAGGGAGACGUUUAAACAUGUCGCAAGCUGGAUAGAUGAUGCCCGGCAGCAUGCAAACCCUAACAUGACAUUCAUGCUUAUCGGAAACAAGUGUGAUCUUCAUGAUCGAAGAGUUGUCAGCAAAGAGGAAGGGGAGCAAUUCGCCAAGGAGAAUGGGCUUUUGUUCAUGGAGACAUCUGCAAGAACUGCUCAAAACAUUGAGGAUGCCUUCACAAAAACUGCUGCAAAGAUUCUUCAAAAUAUUCAUGAAGGCGUUUUUGAAGUAUCAAAGGAGUCAUCUGGAAUCACGGUCGGAUAUGAACUCCCCGGCCUAGGUUCCUCAGGUGGUGGAUGUUGCAGCUAUUAGAGUAGAAAUAGAUUCUUUUGUUCUAGCCAUUUGCAGGAUACCUUUUUUUUCAUUUAAAAUUAAUUAAAAUGUCACAAGAUAUAAAUGUUCUUUAUUUAUGAUCCUCAUAAAUAUCCAUAUAUCAUCAACAUAGUCAAUUUGAACAAA